UUUUUUUUUUUUUUUUUUUUUUUUUUUGGUCCAACUCUCAUCCAUUCAGCGAGUGUCAUCAUGGCUGUCAAGUACUCGGUCCAAGCAUCAUCGCAAGACGCUGCGUUUCUCUCCGCGCUCGCUGCACAUUGGAAACUGAGCGCAACCGCCGUCGCGUCCAAGGACGACGAGCCGUCCGUCAACGGAGCCAUCGGACUCGCUGCUGUCGCCAUUGCCCUGCUUGAGGCGUCGCCCGCCGCGCUCGCUGCCGGAUGGCUCGGCGCCUCGGCCGCAGACCGUGCUACAGUCCUCAACUGGACGUUGUUUGCUGUCAAUCAAGUGCGCGCCGCAGAGCAGAACGCUGCUCUUCGCACCGCCCUGUUUGUUGAUCUCAAUGCCGCGUUGCGCGAGCGAACUUACAUUGCUACAUCCAGCAUUUCCCUUGCUGAUGUCCUUCUGCACUUUACCUUGUGGCCGCUCGUGAGCGCUCUGGACCACGUCGGCUAUCGUCAAGUUCCCCAUCUCACUCGUUGGUUUGACAACGUGCAACGUACGCUGAACGUGCGACCGAUCCUGGCGCUGCAACUCAACCAGUUUUACAUAGCUCAAUCGCUGCCGGUUCUCCGCCUCCCUCGUGUCCAAGCUGUUGCACCGACCGCUACACCCACACCGGCUGCCGCUGCAUCUUCAUCACGGCAGGCCAAGUGAGUUUGCGGCAACGUGUUGUCUCGCGACCAAAAAAAUAAAAAAUAAAAGGGAAAACGUAACAAAAGAAAACCUUCUGAAAUAAAAUUACGCUA
Messenger RNA from Capsaspora owczarzaki ATCC 30864, 779 nucleotides. RefSeq lists its product as hypothetical. Gene Ontology annotation, biological process: positive regulation of DNA damage response, signal transduction by p53 class mediator. Lineage: Eukaryota; Filasterea; Ministeriida; Capsasporidae. Bases 61 to 687 code for a protein of 208 amino acids. The record is from RefSeq and is a predicted model, not a curated record. The transcript is spliced from 4 exons. Gene Ontology annotation, cellular component: cytoplasm; nucleus; aminoacyl-tRNA synthetase multienzyme complex.